AUGUUUACAGUAAUGCAGCCCGAUUACGAUGGGAUUUUUAUGAACGUUGCCGGUACUUGUGAAAAUGGCAUUCAUGGCCUCAUGGAUGCCUUUUUUGGUUUUCUGGCGCGGCGCACGGAUUUUUUCUUUGGUGCAACAGAAGAGACGUCCAAAGAGUUACUUUUGGACAAUUUUAACAAAUACAGAAAAGAAGCUCUGAUGAGGCAGCUGAAGGAAAAAGCUGAAUCAAAGGAGAGAGAGGAUCGAGAGAAAGUCAGAAGGGCCGAGCGUGAGGAAGCAAAGAUAAAGGCAAAUGCGGCGAAGGAACACCCAACCCCCUCGAAUGGAGUGCUUUUAGAAGAAACUUCUGUUAAAAAUCACGUUAAGGAGAUUGAAGAGCAUACUUCCGAGGAUACCCUACCAGUAAAAGUUGGCAAGUCUGGGGAGGAAGAGCCCGAUGUUUCCGCUGCGAAGACAGAAUCUCCCGAUGAUGAUGAUGAUGGAUUUGGCAAGGACAAAGUAAAGCCGAACGAUGGUAAUGGAGGAGAUCAUCCGAACUACCGUUGGAUACAAACGCUUGGUGACGUCGAAAUCAAAAUUCCCACUAAGGUGAUAUGA
Messenger RNA from Protopolystoma xenopodis, 597 nucleotides. The record is from the annotation of a GenBank genome assembly. NCBI's taxonomy places the organism in Eukaryota, Metazoa, Platyhelminthes, Monogenea, Polystomatidea, Polystomatidae.